Elephantulus edwardii (Cape elephant shrew) is the source of this 2175-nucleotide messenger RNA. It is a transcript of the gene CSNK1G1, whose product is annotated as casein kinase 1, gamma 1. Lineage: Eukaryota; Metazoa; Chordata; Mammalia; Macroscelidea; Macroscelididae. The transcript is spliced from 11 exons. The coding region runs from base 227 to 1495 and encodes 422 amino acids. Gene Ontology annotation, molecular function: protein serine/threonine kinase activity; ATP binding. The record is from RefSeq and is a predicted model, not a curated record. Gene Ontology annotation, biological process: peptidyl-serine phosphorylation; endocytosis; signal transduction. Gene Ontology annotation, cellular component: nucleus; plasma membrane; cytoplasm.
AGGUUUCAAGAUACCCACCUAUGCUUGAGAUCUACAGGCUACAUGUCCUACAAGAAUUAAUCAAUGGUUUUUCAUCUCUUGAAGCUAUAGUAGAAACAUAAAUAUGGUGGUGCCUAAGGAACUACUUACCUUCCUCUGACUACAGUUCAUUUGGACAUACUUUAUAUUGAACAGAGGUAUAUACAUUGAGGAUACCCGUUUUGCAGAGACUCUGUCUUGUAGGAUCAUGGACCAUCCUAGUAGGGAAAAGGAUGAAAGACAACGGACAAGUAAACCCAUGGUACAAAGGAGUACACACUGCUCCCGACCAUCUGGAUCAUCAACAUCCUCUGGGGUUCUUAUGGUGGGACCCAACUUCAGGGUUGGCAAGAAGAUAGGAUGCGGGAACUUUGGAGAACUCAGAUUAGGUAAAAAUCUCUACACCAAUGAAUAUGUAGCAAUCAAACUGGAACCAAUAAAAUCACGUGCACCACAGCUUCAUUUAGAAUACAGGUUUUAUAAACAGCUCGGCAAUGCAGGUGAAGGUCUCCCACAGGUAUAUUACUUUGGACCAUGUGGGAAAUACAAUGCCAUGGUGCUGGAACUUCUUGGCCCUAGCUUGGAGGACUUGUUUGACCUCUGUGACCGAACUUUUACUUUAAAGACGGUGUUAAUGAUAGCCAUCCAGUUGCUUUCUCGAAUGGAAUAUGUACACUCAAAGAAUCUCAUUUACCGAGAUGUCAAGCCAGAGAACUUCCUGAUUGGUCGGCAAGGCAAUAAGAAAGAACACGUUAUACACAUUAUAGACUUUGGACUGGCUAAGGAAUACAUUGACCCUGAAACCAAAAAACAUAUACCUUAUAGGGAACACAAAAGUUUAACUGGAACAGCAAGAUAUAUGUCUAUCAACACGCAUCUUGGCAAAGAGCAAAGCCGGCGGGAUGAUUUGGAAGCCCUAGGCCAUAUGUUCAUGUAUUUCCUUCGAGGCAGCCUACCCUGGCAAGGACUCAAGGCUGAUACAUUAAAAGAAAGAUAUCAAAAGAUUGGUGAUACCAAAAGAAACACUCCUAUCGAAGCUCUCUGUGAGAACUUUCCAGAGGAGAUGGCUACCUACCUUCGAUAUGUAAGGCGAUUAGACUUCUUUGAGAAACCUGAUUAUGAGUAUUUGCGGACCCUCUUCACAGACCUCUUUGAAAGGAAAGGCUACACCUUUGACUACGCCUAUGAUUGGGUUGGGAGGCCAAUUCCUACUCCUGUAGGGUCAGUUCAUGUAGAUUCUGGUGCAUCUGCAAUAACUCGAGAGAGCCACACACACAGAGAUCGGCCAUCACAACAGCAGCCUCUUCGAAAUCAGGUGGUUAGCUCAACCAACGGAGAGCUGAAUGUCGAUGACCCCACGGGAGCCCACUCCAAUGCACCCAUCACAGCUCACACCGAGGUGGAGGUAGUGGAGGAAGCUAAGUGCUGCUGUUUCUUUAAGAGGAAAAGGAAGAAGACUGCUCAGCGCCACAAGUGACCAGUGCCUCCCUGGAGUCCUCAGGCCUUGGGGACUCUUGACUUGAUUGCACCUGCAGCUCCUGCCAUUUCUCAUUGGAAGGGACUCCUCUGUUGGGGAAGGUGGAGAUCCAAACCAAAAAGAAGAAAGCAGAUACCCCAGAAGGAGCCAACGUGGGCACCCAGGAGCCACUGGAUUGGUGGCUGUCCUCUGCCUGCCUGAGGCUCUGAGCAGGUCCCAGAGCAGCUGCUCCUCCACUGCUUGCUCGUGGGGCUACCUGGUUGACUCUCCUUCCCAUUGUUUACAGUGAAGGUGUCAUUCACAAAACUCAAGGACUACUAGUCUCUUCCCCUUUUCCCUCCCCUCCCCCUCCUUUAUUUGCUCCUGGUCCUUACUGCCCUCAACUCUCUCAGCAUAAAAAAAAAAAAAGCUAGUGAACAGAAAGAAGCUUUAUCUGCUGAAGGAGCUCUGGAGGCUGGGGGUGUGACCAAGAAGGUAGGAGGAAGAUGACUUACGGGGCUGGAGAAGCCUUCUCCACUUCCCAGGGAUGUAUGGCAGCAUAGCUUCCUCUUCCUCUGUGCCUGUGUAGCCUUCAUCCCCAGCUGGUCAUGGGGUACAGGUUCCUUCCGCCUGUGAAGUUACACUGUAGGACACAAGCUGUGAGAACUCUGCAGUCUACUGUCCCUCUGCAUUGGUGUUCU